Danaus chrysippus (African queen) is the source of this 276-nucleotide messenger RNA. NCBI's taxonomy places the organism in Eukaryota, Metazoa, Arthropoda, Insecta, Lepidoptera, Nymphalidae. The record is from the annotation of a GenBank genome assembly.
AUGCCUGAGCUCGCAGAUAGCAGUGGGGAUGAAUAUGAUGCUGAAAUGUCCCCUACUGCAGCGGAAACUUUUCCCCAAGAUAAAAGGGGAGAAAAAUGGGCUGUGUCAAGGUCCCCAAAAAACAAGGUGACUCCUACCCGAGUGGAUUGGAUGACGAAGAAGAGUUUUUCUGAAAUUCAUGGAGCAUUUUGUGAAGUAUUCGAACUCAUCUCUUUCGAAACAGAGUCCUGCUUAUCCUCGACAACCACGAAGGCCAUGUCAAUAUUGAAAUUGUGA